GUAAAAUGGUGUAUCUGCAUUAAACAAACAAAUAAUGUGAGAAACCUUGAAUCUUAUCUCUCUUCGCAAUUCGCUUGACGUUUCCCUCGGUCGCUCGGUCUAGUCGAAUCAGCUCAACACUCCAGAGUCCAAAUGCUCUUUCGUCAUUCUACAAAGCUGACUAAACUCCUCCUUCCGGCCAGCAGCAGACCCCAAACCCUCCCUCCCCCCCUCCUCCUCCUCUUCUCAACCCCUAAAACCCUAACCACCACCAACGAUGCACCUCCAAACGACGCCGUCUCCUCCACUACCAAGGACGACUACUUCGCCGCCAUCCACCACCUUUCGAACAUCGUCCGCCGUGACUUCUACCUGGAGCGAACCCUCAACAAGCUCCAACUCCGCGUCACCUCCGAGCUCGUAUUCCGCGUCCUCCGUGCCUGCUCCUCCUCCCCCUCCGAGUCCCAUCGCUUCUUCAACUGGGCUCGGACCCAGCCCAACUAUCGCCCUACCACCAUCGAGUUCGAGGAGCUCGUCAAAACCCUAGCCUGCUCCCGGAAUUACCAGACCAUGUGGAAGCUCCUCCAUCAGAUGAUUUCUAUCUCCCUCUGCCCCUCCCCCGAAACAGUGUCGUUCCUGAUCGAACAGUACGGCAAGCAUGGCCUUGUAGACCAAGCCGUCGAGAUCUUCAACAAGUCUGGAAAAUCCCUGAAUUGCCCCCAUACCCUCGAGAUCUACAACUCCCUCCUCUUCUCCCUCUGCGAAGCCAAGCUCUUCCACGGCGCCUACGCCUUGAUCCGCCGCAUGAUCCGCAAGGGGCUCGUCCCCAACAAGCGCACAUACGCCAUCCUCGUGAACGCGUGGUGCUCGGCCGGUAAAAUGAAAGAGGCACUCGAGUUCCUCGCCGAGAUGAGCCGGAAGGGUUUCAAUCCCCCAGUGCGCGGCCGCGACCUCCUGAUCGAGGGCCUGUUAAACGCAGGAUAUCUCGAGUCGGCGAAGGAUAUGGUGACGAAAAUGGCGAAGCAAGGCUUCGUGCCCGACGUCGUAACCUUUAACUCCCUAAUCGAGUCGAUAUGCAAGUCCGUUGAGGUCGACUUCUGCAUUACUCUUUACAAUGAAGUGUGUAGAUUAGGGCUUUCGCCGGAUAUCAAUACAUAUAAGAUUCUGAUACCGGCAGUAUCGAAGGUGGGGAAGGUGGACGAGGCCUUUAGGCUAUUGAAUGAUUCAGUUGAGGACGGGCAUAGACCGUUCCCGAGCUUGUAUGCGCCGGUGAUUAAGGCGAUGUGUAGGAGAGGACAGUUCGACGAUGCCUUUUGCUUCUUUAGUGAUAUGAAAGCAAAGGGGCACCCACCAAAUCGGCCAGUGUAUACCAUGUUGAUAACGAUGUGUGGGAGGGGAGGGAAGUUUGUGGAGGCUGCUAAUUAUUUGGUGGAGAUGACGGAGUUCGGUUUGAUGCCCAUAUCCCGGUGUUUCGAUAUGGUUACUGAUGGGUUGAAGAAUUGCGGGAAGCAUGAUCUGGCUCAGAAGAUUGAGCAGUUAGAAGUUAAUAUCCGGGGCAUUUGAUGCGUAACACUCUUGAUAUAACUGUUAGUAGCAUGAUGUGACUGAUACGGAGCAGUUUCAAGUAUCUUGUCGGAGUAUUUAUGAAAUACAUCGAAGGCUGCAAUUCAUUUUGGAAGUCACCAUAUACCUGGUUGAGGCUGAGAUGAGGAUGCCUUUAGUAUGGAAGGGAUUUGAAUUUAAGAUGCGUUAAAGAUCAUAACUGGUUGCUAGAUCACUUCAUUACGCAACUGGACUGGGGGAUGAGAUGAUAUCUAGCCGCUAGGCAUUCACACAGGACAUUCGUGUGCAUGCAAGUCUGGCAACCUUGAUUCUUCAAUCAACAGGCAAUCUAUUGUUGAGGCAUCCCAUUGAUAUGAAAUACGCCUCGUUACUUGUUUUCAGUAUGUUGAAACUUAAAGCUUGAUUGAAGUGCCAUAACAUCAUGCAAAGUUUGAUCCAUUAAUGUAAAUGGGUUGAUAUAGUCGACAGUGUUGCAUAAUGGCAGCAUCUGGCAACUGCACUGAACCAGUUCUGAUUUUGUUGGGUUCUAUAGCAUAAAUUCUGUGGAAGCCGAAAGGGAGGGUAGUUUAAACCACCAUUGAGAGAAAUAUAAAUGCAAGAGAUUGAUUCAUUUUAAUUGAAUUUCUCGGUCCAUGGGGAUGCCAGCAGAUAAAUGCAGAUAUCCUCUUGACAGGAGAAAAGGGGUCUUGGUAAAUGCAGAUAUUCUUUUAGCAUGUUGCAUCUUUAACGUGCUUGCACUUGUCUUAGACUCGAGAUGUCGAUAUGAGUUUCAAUUUACUUUGAUCAAAGGAGAAGUCAGAAUCUUUGACAUAAAAUUGUCCUGUCGUGCUUCUUCUGAAAAUAGUAUGGGGUCCGAAAGGGCGCCUUGGAGGGCCUUACGAAGCCCGACUCCAACAUGAAUCAGAAGAUUGUGAGGUAGGUUUUAUUUUAUGAUCUUGAAAUGCUU
This is a messenger RNA of Juglans regia (Persian walnut), 2488 nucleotides long. Its product is annotated as pentatricopeptide repeat-containing protein At5g18390, mitochondrial. The record is from RefSeq and is a predicted model, not a curated record. Lineage: Eukaryota; Viridiplantae; Streptophyta; Magnoliopsida; Fagales; Juglandaceae. The coding region runs from base 133 to 1542 and encodes 469 amino acids. Gene Ontology annotation, biological process: RNA splicing. The transcript is spliced from 2 exons. Gene Ontology annotation, molecular function: protein binding.